Molecule: messenger RNA, 241 nt
Organism: Diceros bicornis minor
Lineage: Eukaryota; Metazoa; Chordata; Mammalia; Perissodactyla; Rhinocerotidae
Product: huntingtin-associated protein 1-like
Exons: 2
Coding region: 1-228 (75 amino acids)
Source: RefSeq, a predicted model, not a curated record
AUGGGGGGCGGGAUCGUGGAGCAGCAGCCGGGGGUGCCCACCCAGGACUUUCGGAGGCUGGAGGAGGACAGGGCCAACCACCCUCCCAGGGCCUGGGAGGAAGAGGGGCCUUCUGGGGUCACCCAGGCCAUUGGGACGAAGGCCUCCACCAGCAAGGGCCACAGUCGGACCAGUCCCCUGGGCUUUGCUGUUUCCCAGCAGCCUGCAGAGGCCCCACAGACAGCCUGAGGGCCCUCCUUCC